GAUACUGUGCUUGUGUGUGUGCGUGUGUGUGUGUGCGUGUGUGUAGCCUGGUUGUCCUCAGCGCUCUCGAUCUCUCUGGACUGGACUGUACGUGAACAUGACUGACGGGACUUUCUGACACGCUCCUCAUGCUGAAUGUUCACACUGCAGACGGAUGGAAUCAGCACCUCUGCUAACAUCGUGAAGACUGACAGCCAGGACAGCAUACUUCACACAGUGGCAGAUUCCUCUGUGGCAGUGCCGGUGUCGUGCGUGGCCUUGUUUCCCAUGGACCUCCGGGUGGGAGAGCGGGGGAUGCGCCCUGGUUCGGACACGGCGCUCCUCACCCCGCUGCACCCGCCUUUACUCCUCAGCCCGUUCUCCCCUCAGCCCCGCACCUCCUUCUCCCAACAACAACUGCACCAGCACAUCCGGUUUAACAUGGAGCAGAGGAGGCGAGAGCAGGAGCACCACGAGAAACAACAGGAGCUGCAGCAGCUGAAACACAAAGACAAGAGUCAACAGAGUGCGGUGGCCAGUUCCCUGGUGAAACAGAAACUCCAGGAGGUGAUUCUUAAAAAGCAGAAACAGGCGGCGCUGGAAAGAACGAACUCCAACACUCUGACAGCAGCUCCUGUAGCUUACAGAAAUCUGGGCCCAGACCCUAGUUUAUCCUCCCAGCCUCUGGUCUCGUCUCCGUCACAGCCUUCUCCUGAGUGCUCAGAAGGGACGCCGCUCCGCAGAGCAGCGUCUGAGCCCAAUCUGAAGGUGAAGCACAAGCUGAAGAAACACCUUAACACCCGGAAGAGCCCGCUCACCCGCAAAGAGAGUGCCCCGGCUACUGUCAAACACCGAGUACCUGACACACUGGACUCGUCCCCCAGCAGCAGCAGCACUCCGGUCUCUGGCUGCAGCUCUCCUAAUGACAGUCUGCCCAAUGAGAACGGGCUACUGCCAUCUGCAGGCGGCCUCUCACACGAGGCCCAGAAGCUGCUUCUCAGAGAUGGCACUCUAGCUAACUUCACCAUCCAGAGUCCCUCCACUCUGCCCACCAUCACACUGGGACUACCAGCCAACGCCAGGGCUGAAGGAGAGCUGUCCUCUCUGAAAGUCGGCCGGGUGCCAGUGGUGACGGCUGGGGGCUCGCCGGUCUUCCUCCCCAUGAGCAGAGAGGAUCAGGCUGGGCAGCUGAAUCCUCACCUGCCUGUCAUCAUCCUGGAGUCCUCUGGACUGGUACACACUCCACUACUCACUGUUCCAGGUCUAGACCAGGUCCCGCUACAGUUUGCCACGCAGUUAGACCACCUGGCUCCUGGAGGCGCUCAGCCCCACAAGCCCCUGAGCAGAACACGCUCAGAGCCCCUCCCCCAGAGCCCGCGGACCCUUCACACGCACCUACUCCAACAGCAGCACAACACACAACUACUGGAGAGGCUCAAGCAGCAGACCCACCUGGGCAAGCUGAUGUCAAAGUCAAGUGAGAAGCCCAGACUGCAUCAGAUCCCCUCUGAGGAUAUGGACUCGGAGGAUGGCGGAGGGACGUCGCCCACGGAGCCAACCUAUCAGAGCAGAGGGAGGGCGGAGUCUCUGAGGGAGACGGAGCCAACAGCAUCCAAGAGCCAGGAAGACCAAAUGAACCUGCAACACGCACUCAUACUCAACCAGUCGUUGCUAUGGGAACAGCAGAAACAGCUGCAGCAGUUGCAUCGACAGAUGGAGACCCUGGCAGUGCCCAUGCUGCGCGGCAGCGUCGGGGUUGGUAGUGGGUUGGGUGUCCAUCGCCCCCUGUCACGCACGCAGUCAUCCCCAGCCUCCACCUCUCUCACUCUGCCUGAGAAACCCCUGAGCCUGGCCGGACAGGAUACCAGCAGCAAACCACGCUUCACCACUGGCCUGGUGUAUGAUUCUCAGAUGCUGAAGCAUCAGUGUACAUGCGGAGACAACAGCAGUCACCCAGAGCAUGCUGGGAGGAUACAGAGCAUCUGGUCCCGACUACAGGAGAGAGGCCUGAGGGGACAGUGUGAGAGUAUUCGAGGCCGUAAAGCCACUCUGGAGGAGCUGCAGUCAGUCCAUACAGAGCGCCACGUGUUGCUCUACGGCACCAACCCGCUCAACAGACUCAAACUGGAUAACCGCAAACUGGCCGGGAUCCUCUCUCAAAGGAUGUUUGUGAUGUUACCAUGUGGGGGUGUAGGGGUUGAUAAUGACACCACCUGGAAUGAGUCGCACACCUCUACGGCAUCACGCAUGGCAGCGGGCAGCGUUGUUGAGUUGGCCUUCAGAGUAGCCAAAGGAGAACUGAAGAAUGGCUUUGCUGUGGUCAGACCACCAGGGCAUCACGCAGACCCCUCCAAUCCAAUGGGCUUCUGUUACUUCAAUUCUGUGGCCAUAGCCGCCAAGCAGCUCCAACACAAGCUCAGCGUCAGCAAGAUCCUCAUUGUUGACUGGGACGUUCACCAUGGCAACGGCACCCAGGAAGUGUUCUACAGUGACCCCAGCGUUCUCUACAUCUCGCUUCAUCGCUAUGACGAUGGAAACUUCUUCCCUGGCAGUGGGUCGCCAGCUGAGGUCGGUUCUGGAGCAGGUCAGGGCUUCAAUGUGAAUGUGGCGUGGACAGGAGGACUGGACCCACCCAUGGGAGAUGCAGAGUACCUCGCUGCAUUCAGGUCUGUGGUGAUGCCCAUCGCCCAGGAGUUCUCUCCGGACGUCGUUCUGGUGUCGGCUGGGUUCGACGCUGCCGAGGGGAACCCUGCUCCUCUGGGAGGGUACAAGGUCUCCGCUAAAUGUUUCAGCUUCCUGACUCGCCAGCUGAUGUCUCUAGCAGGAGGUCGUCUGGUUUUGGCCCUUGAGGGAGGUCAUGACCUCACAGCUAUCUGUGACGCAUCUGAAGCCUGUGUCAGUGCACUCCUGGGUAUACAGGACCCACUUGCAGAAGAAGUCUUACUUCAGAAGCCCAACGCUAACGCAGUCCACUCCCUGCAGACUGUCAUACAGAUACAAAGUCAGUACUGGCAGAGUGUGAAGGCUUACAGUGGAUCAGUGGGUCUGUCCUACCUGGCUGCUCAGAGAAGAGACUGUGAGGAAACAGAUGCUGUCAAUGCUCUGGCCUCACUCUCUGUGGGAGUCCUUUCCAACAAGAGCCUCCCCGACGAGCCAAUGGAGCACGACAGUGACUCCAUGUAGAAGAAUGCGACCAAUCACCUUACAGGACUCACUUUCAGGAGUUUGGCUCCGCCUGUAGCCUCGGAUCUCCCGCGCUGUCACAUGACCAUGAAGGGGACGUGUUUUAAUGCCACUGAGCCCCACCGAUCUGCCUUAUUCACACACAUGCACAUCCACCGACACACAAUGCUGAACCUCUACAGACCUGCCGUAUGAGCACCUCAAUACUGGUAACCACUCAGCUGAAGCCAGCAGCACUGCCUGCAACUGGGAAAACCUUCUGAAACCUCACCAAAGAGCAAUACCAGAUCAUUCUGAAUAGACUUUUCAUGUCUCCUGACUGACAUUGGAUUUUGUGUGUGUGUUCAGAGGUCCAGAACUACAGCUCUGUGACCACAAACCUUAGAAGAACAGACAGAAUUCAGACGCAGAGUCCAGCUCUGAUUCUUCUUGAAGCACUAUGUACCAGCAGCUGUUUUGUUGCCUUAACUUUGCCUUAACAUAAGGACCAACAUCAGGUUUCAGAAGGAAACUUUGGAUUAUAAAUUCUUAUCUCUUCUUCAACUUUGCUUCCCACGUCGGAGUUGAAGCAAAGCCGACCAAACAGGACGCAAAAUGGACGACGGAUGGAAGAAUGAACCUGUGACAUCAAGUGAAAGCAUAUACGCAUUCACCUGAUGGAUAAGAUGCAAAAUAUCAACAAAACGACGUGGCCACAUCACAAAGAAAGAAUAUGGAAAAAAAAGACGGAGAUUGUCCUUUUUAACAAUGUCAUUACAUGCAGUUUAACCACUAAAAGAAGACAGCAAAGAACUCGAGGGAAAGAGAGAAAAUGAAGACACAAAACGGACAACUGUGGUUUUGUAGAAACAAAGAAGAGGCAAAUGUCCUUGUUUUAUUGCACUGUUCAUUCCAUAAUGUGAACCAUAAGAAAUUCCAAAGCUCUGGGAAAAAAACAGCUUCUCUCUGUAGGUUAUUUAAUAGUUUUUUGAAGAUUUGGAUGAACUGGUGUUUGCUAUGCUUUUCCCACUCACCAUGUCUUAUGAAGUCGCUGACUCACUCUAAGGACAUUGUAUUGGCCGAAAUACUGUCGUAUUUCCUAUGAAGUUAAUCUGAAAAGUAGGCAAGAUUUUAAGAGCAGGAUGAGUUUUCACUGCUGUUCAGUGUCUUAGAUGCACACGCAUACACACAUACAUACCUGCACACACAUGUACAAAGCAAUGAUGAACUAUUGAUGUACCACUAGUAUUGAAUACUGUAUAUUAUUGUUUAUAUUUGAGACUAAAGGAACAGUCAUUCCACCAUGGCACCACUGAGGACCAUUGUAUUGUUCUACAGUAGCAAUAAUGUUAAUGCACUUAAUGGACAUGACCCAAAGAAAACUGCCUUAAGAUAGCCUGCACUUGGCAACACAAGGGACCAGUAUGGAUACUGCUCUUACAGCGACUCUACUUUUUAAAAACAUUUGAACCUGUGGAUUUAGGUGAACAUCACAUAUGCAGACUUUUGUAAACUGUUGAAGUGGCCUGGCUUGCUGUUUUCGAAAACAAAUCAGUUUUGGAGUUCCAGGCUUUAUCCCAGGCUAAUUAAGGAAACUAAUGUGUUGUGUUUUGUGAACGUGAGUUGUUUUUUUUCCGUAUGAGACUCUUCUCUGCAACUGUGCUUGGUAGCAGCUCUUGACGUGUUACAAUCAGAGUAGACAAUGCCACGCUAAACAUCAUCUAGUCGGGCGUUUGAAGUAGAGGUCAUGUUGCUCAUUCGUUUAAAGGAUUUCCUGACUGCCCUGCUGCACUGGCAUGUAAGGGCUCUGCAUUCCAACAGUAAAAAUAACAAGAUCGUGUUUCUUAGUUCGGAGGUGUAGCAAUAUAAAGCUAGUUGAUGUGCGUUUUUCAUGCACACUAGGUUUGAUCUGUGUAGGCCAGGCAUGUCCAAACUAUUCCAUAAAGGGCCGUGUGGCUGCAGGUUUUCGUUCCAACCAAGGAGGAGCACACCAGGCCAACCAAUCAACAUCAAGGGAUCACUGAGUUAUCAGCUGAAGACUGAGCUCAGCUAAUUAAGCUGGUGUGCUCCUCCUUGGUUGGAACGAAAACCUGCAGCCACACGGCCCUUUAUGGAAUAGUUUGGACAUGCCUGGUGUAGGCUUUUGAUGACCAAUACUAAUAUUUUUAGAGUAGAGCUGCAGAUAGUCUAGAUGACUAGAUUUAACACAAUUUGAGGUAAACUGUCAACACGAAAGCUGUCCAAUGAAACUGAGACUAAUGAAAUUCAUAUUUGAGUGGUUAGCUGCUCCCAACGUGGCCUUGCCUGAAAAUUGUUGCUUUCCUGAGCUCUCCUUUGAGCUCUUCACAUCCAUGAUUGGAUUUAAAGCAGCACAAUCAGAUUUUCAGCUCUUGUAAGCAAAGAUUUGAUAUGGGGAGACUUGACUUGGUGUAUGUGUGUAAAUGCAGCUUUUGUAGAAUCCACAUUGAGAUUAAAACAAUCUGCACAGCAAGUUAAUUCGACUGGCCGAAGAAAGUUUUUUCAGUUUAGCAACCCGGCAGGAAACUUUCAGUGUUGAGUUUGCUUUAGUCAGACCCUGGGCAUCGUCUGCCCAACAGAAGGCCUCAGAGCUUUUAUAUUAAACAAGAGGACAGCGGAAACCCAAAGUGCAGAAGUCCCACUGCUGUUGCACUACUGCUCCGUCCCAGUAUGAAUUAUUCAGAAAAUGUUGCAUGGAGGAGUGGUGUUCUGUCAUGGGUGCAACUGAAAUGGUGUUGUUCAUAGUAUUCUUAACAGUAAGUGAUGGCAUUUAAACAAUAUGCUGUGUCUCUCUUAUACAGCAUGCCCAGCAGAGGCAUGUUUCUAUGAAGUAAAUGUUGUCCAAUGUGUCAAUGAGUGUAUGCUGUACGUGUGACUGUGAGAGUGUGUGACUGCAUGUGCACUAGUACAUAUGUAGACUUCUGUCAUGCAUUUGUAAGGGUUAGCGUGUGUGUGCGUGUUUGUCCGUCAAAUACUGUAAAUGACCUCUCCUGUAUUAUAGUCCCAGUGUUUGUUUGGUUUUUUGUCUUAUGUAGAGGCCAGUAUUGCCUCAACUCUUAAUUCCCUUUAUUAUUGAUGUCAUUUGUACCUUCCUCUUAAAGAAAGACACUGUAAAUAGAACCUCCAAGACCAAAAUACACAUGACACACAUGUGCCUUGAUGCAUUCAGUAGUAUGUGUAUUGGUAACUCUUAACUAACUGGACUUACAGUAACUCUGUAUCUAUAAACAUGACAUUGAAAUCUUUGUUUCAUGCUAUUCUUUAUUAUUUACCUAUGUGUUAUUUCUCCUUCACAUUUCCUACCAUGUGUAUGUAUAGAAAGAUGUCUAUUUUGUACUGUUAUUAUUGUCUUUUUCUCUUGAUUAAAAAAGAAAUCAUUUCCA
Chelmon rostratus (copperband butterflyfish) is the source of this 6542-nucleotide messenger RNA. RefSeq names its product histone deacetylase 7a (gene hdac7a). Gene Ontology annotation, cellular component: histone deacetylase complex. The record is from RefSeq and is a predicted model, not a curated record. Gene Ontology annotation, biological process: chromatin organization; negative regulation of transcription by RNA polymerase II. The coding region runs from base 136 to 3162 and encodes 1008 amino acids. The transcript has 26 exons. Gene Ontology annotation, molecular function: histone deacetylase activity. Lineage: Eukaryota; Metazoa; Chordata; Actinopteri; Chaetodontiformes; Chaetodontidae.